Molecule: messenger RNA, 1723 nt
Organism: Rhipicephalus sanguineus (brown dog tick)
Lineage: Eukaryota; Metazoa; Arthropoda; Arachnida; Ixodida; Ixodidae
Product: oxytocin receptor
Exons: 2
Coding region: 5-1294 (429 amino acids)
Biological process (GO): G protein-coupled receptor signaling pathway
Cellular component (GO): membrane
Molecular function (GO): peptide binding; vasopressin receptor activity
Source: RefSeq, a predicted model, not a curated record
AACCAUGAAUCUCGUGGACGACGCGCACGAGCUGUUCGAGCCUACUUCGGGUUCACCGCCUGUCGAGGCCAACGGCAGCGACAACAUCACAGAACUGGAGAACGCCGUGCAUCGCGACGAGUCCCUGGCGCUCAUCGAGCUCGCCGUGCUCACCUUCAUCUUCGCGCUCACCGUGGCCGGAAACUCUUGCGUCCUUGUGGCCCUGAACGCGCGCCGUUCUAAGAUGACGCGCAUGUACUACUUCCUGGUACACCUGUGCGUCUCCGACCUGACCACCGCGUUUUUCACGGUGCUACCUCAGCUCGGCUGGGACGCCACGUACCGCUUUCAGGGCGGCAACUUCUUCUGCAAGUGCGUCAAGUAUGGUCAGAUCCUGGGCCCUUACCUCUCUUCGUACGUGCUCGUGGUGACGGCCGUGGACCGGUACCAGGCCAUCUGCUUCCCGCUCUCCAACUGCUCCUGGACGCCGACCAAGUCCAAGCUGCUGGUGUCGCUGGCAUGGGCUGUAUCGCUGCUCUGCUGCGUGCCUCAGCUGUUCGUGUUCAGCUACCAGGAGGUGGCGCCGGGCGUGUAUGACUGCUGGGGCACCUACAUCGAACCAUGGGGCCUGCGCGCCUACGUCACGUGGUACGCCGUGAGCGUCUUCUUCAUCCCGCUCCUGGUGCUCGUCUUCACGUACGUCUGCAUUUGCCGCGCCAUCUGGCAGAACCUGUACCUGAAGCGAAAGAGCUCGGACGUCGAAGGGCGCGGCAAGGCGUACCGCUUCAAGAGUCCGCAGGGUGGCGCCUCCUCCUCCGGCAACGACUCGUCUUCGUACGUGCGGGGUCCCUUGGUGCCGCGCAGUCACUCCUCAGCUCGCGGCUUGUCCAGGGCCAAGAUAAAGACGGUCAAGAUUACCGUGGUGGUGAUCAGCUUCUACAUCAUCUGCUCGUCUCCGUUCAUCUGCGUCCAGAUGUGGAUGUACUGGGGCUCGGGCCUCGACAUGAGCGACGCCUGGACGAAUGCCACGGUGACCAUCCUGAUGCUGCUCAACAGCCUCAACAGCUGCGUCAACCCGUGGAUCUACCUGUUCUUCAACCGCAACCUGGUGCAAGCACUGAGGCAACAAGUGUGCUGUUGCUGCCACCAGGACAAGACAGUCGACGGAUCGCACCCGCGAGGCGCGGGCGGCCUUCUCCCCGAGAUGACGACACAAGGCACCGACAUCAACACCAGCCGCCAGAGCUCGCCCGUCUGCUCGGUGCCGCGCAAGACCCUCGACAGCAUCGACAUGGGCGUCCGGAGACCCUCCUAGUGGCACGCCAACGGCGACACCGCCGCACGCAACAGCCGCGUUGCGCGCACGCGCUUCUCGUUGCCGGCUUGCGAAAUUCAAAUGUUGGAUCUGCAAGAGAGCGCUGAGAGCGAGCGCGAGAGUUGAGCUUACUGCGCCGAUUCUUCAGUUGCUCUGCCAGGACAAGCGACUCGGAGAGUCCGUGCUCCUCUAGGCCAGUGGAUUGUGUGCUCAGCAUGUAGAGCGAACAUUCCGGCUAUCGAGGCCAAAGUGACACCAUUUGAAGUGACGUACUUUGGUGCUGUUAGCGAGACGUCGAGAAUUUCUGGACUCUGGCACUAGCUAGCGUCCACGCUGAAACUUACAGGAGUGCUACUUAGCACUCCUUUUCUGACAACCCCUGACUCCUUUAUGAGAGACGUUUUAUUUAAUCGCUUCUGUGUAAUCAUG